AUGAUUAUUUGUUGUCCCAGUGUUUGUAUUAACAUCAGUCGAUUGUCCACAUUCGCCUGCCUUCUAGUACUCAUUUCAAUUAGUCAAUUCAAAUUGGUGCUAGUUGUCGAUGCCGCUCCUUCAUACUCCACAAUUACAUUGAACUACACACGGAUAUCCGACGAGACAGAUAAUCAAACAACAACAAAUAAUUGUGUAGCUGAAAUAAUUGAUGAAACAUUAUAUUAUUUUUCUGUAGGCUAUCGAGCAUUUGCUGGCGCACUCAUUGUUCCAAUAACAAUUUGUGGUAUAUGUGGAAACACUCUUGUCAUUUAUGUUAUUAAACAUUAUCAUUCAUUGCGUAUCACAGGCAAUGUUUUUCUUGCCUCGCUUGCAGUCGCUGAUGUCGGUGUGAGUACCUUGGCAAUGACAUUUUAUGGUCUACAAUUAUUGUAUGGACGAUGGUUAUUUGGACCGUUUAUGUGUCGCUUAUGGUUCUCAUGCGAUGUUUUAUUUUCAACUGCGUCGAUUAUACAUUUAGCUUGUAUAUCUCUCGAUCGUUAUCUAUCUAUAGUACGUCCAUUUGAAUACGAACGUUCGUCAUCUGAACGUCGUCGUUACAUCAUGAUAUUCUUCUGUUGGUUCGUGUCAGCCUUACUUUCGUUUAUUCCGAUAUUUACUGGUAUAUAUACAACAAAAGCACAACGAAAUAUUAUCGAUUGUUUAGAAUAUGUGCAUGGCCGAUGUAUAUUCAAUGUUAAUCAAGCAUACGCGAUCGUUUCAUCGUCAUUCUCGUUUUGGGUACCUGGUGCUAUUAUGAUUAUUAUGUAUGCGAUGUUAAUACGAAUUGCUGAUAAAAAGGAACGUGAAGCUUAUCAAAUCAUGGGCGGCGUUGCACAACGUCGACGCACUUCGCAGCAAAAUCACUAUGCACAUCGACGUUCAAGCGACAAUCAUCAUGGGAAUGAAUCGACAUCAACGAGUCAACAAGUGCAAGGCGAAAAACAAAUCACUGCUGUUCCAACGAGUAAUGGGCAUUCGAAGAAGUUUCGUCGUCAACGAAAAUUCGAUAGUCUCGACAAAGAAAUCAAUCGGAAAGCAUCAGGUGAUCUAUCCGGCAGUUUAUUUGAUUCACGUAAUAGUCAAAUGAAACAUUUGAGACGUGAACGUCGAGCCGUUAAAACUCUAGGUUCCAUCAUGGUCGCGUUUAUUAUUUGUUGGCUUCCAUUUUUCAUUCGUUAUACCGCAUGCGAGCCCAAUCGUUGUAAUUGGAAAAUUGCACCUCUUAUUUCAGAUAUCGUGUUUUGGGUUGGUUAUUUCAAUUCAAUGAUUAAUCCAUUUUUGUAUGCUUUUCAUAAUCGAGACUUUCGAAUUGCUUUUCAAAAGACGCUUAGUCGGUAUUUCGGAUGUUGUCAUCCGCGUCGAGCAAGUAUUGCUAGUUCGACGAUCCUAUCACCUCCAACACCCAGUGGUGAUUCACAAAAAAGUUCGAUCAACAUCAAUCGAUUUAAAAACAGCCAAAUUCUACGAUCAAUCGUCAGUAUACAUGAUCGACCGACGACGCAUUCGAAUAAUCUUAAGAUCGGUGACUCAUCUGUCGGAGUGUCCAACGGCAAUCUAACAUUUCAUUCGAUCUCGAGAACACCAAAACCAACCGGAAGUCGAAUCCUACGUGAAAACUUGUGGUGA
Molecule: messenger RNA, 1668 nt
Organism: Adineta ricciae
Lineage: Eukaryota; Metazoa; Rotifera; Eurotatoria; Adinetida; Adinetidae
Source: the annotation of a GenBank genome assembly